Molecule: messenger RNA, 2586 nt
Organism: Xiphias gladius (swordfish)
Lineage: Eukaryota; Metazoa; Chordata; Actinopteri; Istiophoriformes; Xiphiidae
Gene: tdrkh
Product: tudor and KH domain containing
Exons: 14
Coding region: 262-1965 (567 amino acids)
Biological process (GO): spermatogenesis
Molecular function (GO): RNA binding
Source: RefSeq, a predicted model, not a curated record
UGUCGCUAUUUAAGUCAUAGUCACGUUUCUGAUCGAUAUACUGUAUGUAAACGUGACAUAUUGAGGGAGGUGUCUGCUCAGUGGCGGUAGCUGCAUCGCUGUUUCACACUGUAAUUAGUCUUAUUAACGUUAAAUGUAAAUAUAGUUUCCGGUGUGCUCAGGGCUUACUCCGGCGACAGUGACAGCCUCUGCAGAGAGGGUCGUUUGGACAGAGAGUGAGGGGUUCAACUGUGGAGCAUCCCACUGGGUGCACGGCGUGUCAUGGACGCAGUGGAGGGUCACAAGAGCACCCUAAGCUCGGGCAAAAUGGUGGCUCUGGCUGCGGGGCUCUCUGUUGGGGCCACAGUGGGCUACAUCGUCUAUCGCCGCAUAAGCAGCGCCAACAACAGUCAGGGGCCCAACACUGAGAUGUCAAAGAUGACACUUCCUGUAGAGGUUUACAGGAACAUAUCAAGAUACCAAGCCAAGUUUUUGGAUAUGGUGACCCAGAAGUCGGGAGCUCAUGUGAGGGUUUUGUCAGAUUCAGGGGAGCCUGGAUGUAGGGCCGUAUGUUUCCUGCUGCAGGGCUCUAAGGAACAGAUCUUGCUGGCCCGCUGCAUCCUGGAGAACCUGGUCACAGACUGUGAACCAGUCACCAUAGCUUUGGAAGUUCCUCAGACUGCCUUUGGACGUAUAAUAGGUCGUGGUGGAGGGAGUUUGAAACUGAUCACCAGGACCACAGGGGCCAAAGUGGCUUGUUCCAAAGACAAAACGCAUGGUCCAGGGGCAAGCGGUAACAUUACAAUCACAGGGACCAGAGAGGAAGUGAAUCAAGCCAAGGAGCUGAUUCUAGAGAAAGUCAGAGAGGACAUGAUGGUGAGGAUGAAGAUCUCACAGUCAUCUGCUCUACGCCAGAAACGUGGACAUACUGUUGUAAAUCAGAGGCCAGAAAGCACAGAAACUGAGGCACCAGUGGGUUUAAACAAUAAUGAUCCCUUCUCACAAACAGUGAAACAUGGGCUCAUUCAUGCCCAUGGAACUGCAGGAGAACCAGAAAGUAUUUUUGAUAAGAUGCAGGAUCUAAAAGUCAGCAAUUUAGACAACGUGGAGGAGGAGGAGGUGGAGGAGGAGGAGGAGGAAGAGGAGGAGGAGGAGGAGGAGAGUUUCUGCACAGAUUCACUCUCUGAAGUUUCCAAGUUUGAAAUUCCCAGCCCAGACCUGAGCUUCCAGCCUGAUGAACAUCUGGAAGUUUAUGUUUCUGCGACGGAGAACCCAAACCACUUCUGGAUCCAGAUCCUUGGGGUUCGCUCCCUCCAGCUGGACAAACUGACAGAGGAGAUGAACCGCUUCUACAACAGUGGCAACCCCACAGAGCAGAGGGUAGAGACCAUUGUGGUGGGGGACAUUGUGGCAGCUCCAUAUCGAUACCACGGUACAUGGAACAGGGCCAGGGUGCUGGGAGUUCUGGGCUCGGGACUAGUGGACCUUUACUAUGUUGACUUUGGGGACAACGGGGAACUGCCCAGAGACUGCCUCCGCCAUAUGAGGAGUGACUUCCUCAGCCUACCAUUCCAAGCUAUUGAGUGCAACUUAGCAGGAGUGAGACCAAAAGGAGAGGUGUGGACUGAGGCAGCCCUGGAUGAGUUUGACCAGCUGACUUACUGUGCUUCCUGGAGACCCUUGCAGGCCAAACUCUGCAGCUAUUCUCACUCUGAGAUCUCCUCCUGGCCCAGUGUCAAGCUCUAUGUCAACAGUGAGGGCAAGACUGUAGAUAUUGGUGAGGAGCUCAUACGGCUGGGCCAUGCUGUCAGCUUCCAGGAAGUGUUGAAUGGAAGGACUGAGGGUGACAACCUUGGCUGUCUGCAGAGGAUGCUGGAUGAUGUGAUAGGAGCAUCAUCAGAGCUGAGUCUCUCCUGUAUCAGCUUGUCAGAAGUUGCCUCAAUCUCAGGAAGUGUCGAUGAUGUCAUAGAGGAUGAGCUGCUCUGAGACCAAAGACAUACAUAAAUGUCAAGCACUGAUCAUCCAUUCCUCAGCAUCAGAUGUUUCCUUGUCUGACCCAAACUCAGCCACGUAACUCCUUAUUGUGAAGCCUUAUCUACUUGACAAACCUGCAACAGUUCUUCAAGCCAUAUUCACGUUAUUGUUGUUUUGCCUUUAUGUCUUCAUCUAACUCAGCUUAGUUUAAAUGUGUCAUUACUAUAUUUUUGUGUUCAAGAAAUGAAGAGGAACAAAAACAGUGUCAGGAUUAUUAGAGAAAAGCACUGUGGAACCAGAGGGCAGCUGGUUUGUGGCCAGUUAUGUCUAGGUUUUUUUUUUUUUUUCUCUCUCUGCUUAUAUGCAUACGAUUUAAUGGCCUGUAAAUUAGGCUUCAAGUUACUAUGUUUGGAAAUGAACAUGUACAGUAUUAUUGAAUUUGGUCCCUAGAUUGUGUUCGCUGUAAAAAUGUGGCAUCUACUGUAUCAUCAGCUAAGGACAGAAGAAGGUGUUUAUUUGUCUUCAGAGGUGUAAUAGAUUGCACUAUAUAUUAAAAAGGAUUUAUUUUAUGUCACAAGAAUUGUCUGUCUUUUACUUUCUAAUACUGUUUGUGAUAUAAAUGUAUGUUUUAAA